Messenger RNA from Prunus armeniaca (apricot), 486 nucleotides. The record is from the annotation of a GenBank genome assembly. Lineage: Eukaryota; Viridiplantae; Streptophyta; Magnoliopsida; Rosales; Rosaceae.
AUGCCAGAGCCAGCUCAUUGCGUCGAGGUCUAUGAACUUUGUGAGGGGGAUUCUAGAGGAGGAUGGAAAGGACAACUUUGGUUUUCUCAGUUUCCUCGAUAUAAUAUGGAGCAAAAUGCUGAUAUUGUCCAUCUAAAGCUGAUGAAAAACAAUACCUUUGUUACUGUGACGGACUCAAAGGGGAACAAGAAACUUGGGGCCUCAGCCGGGUCGUUACCAGGAAUGAAAGGAGGACCAAAAUUGUCUAAGUACGCUGCUGAAGCAACUGCGGAACACGUUGGACGGAUGGCUAGAAAUUUCGGGUUAAAAUCAGUUGUAGUGAAGGUGAAAGGGUUUACUUAUUUUAAGAAGAAAAGGCAAGCCAUUGUGAGCUGGAAAGAGGGCUUUACCAAUUCCAAAGUGGGUAUGAAUCCGAUUGUAUAUAUUGAAGAUACAACCCGAAAACCCCAUAAUGGCUGUCGCCUCCCAAAGAAACGUCGCGUGUAA